UCUGAUGUCUUUUUGUCUCCAGGUCUUCUCCUCCUGUUUGGGAUGUUACUCACCUCGUCCCAAAUCUCAGUCAUGGUGUCUUCAUCUGAUGAAAACUACCAACCUGCCAUUUAAAAUGACUUCUACAAGAAAACCUGUGACAGCUGCAUCUCUGUUGAUACUUAUGAUCAAAGUCUUCAGUGGAAAUACCCUGACAUGUCGUCCAAGAGAUUAUCAGAUAGAGGACAGAUGCUGUCCUAUGUGUCCUCCUGGAGGUCACGUUCAAACAGAUUGUACAGAGUUCAGAAGUACUUCCUGUUUGCCCUGCAUGGAUGGAUCCUUCAUGAAUGAAUCUACUGAACGUACUCAAUGUUUUCCCUGCACCAACUGUGAUGCAGGUUCUGGUCUGAAGAUAAAGACUUCAUGCACAGCAACCUCAGAUACACUUUGUGAACCACUGGAAGGAUUCUACUGUAUAGACUUCACAGAGAACCACUGUGUGGCAGCACAGAAACACAGCAGCUGUCAACCAGGACAAUACAUCAGGGAGAAAGGAACAGUCCUCAGAGACACUGUGUGCUCUGACUGCAGUGGGGGGACAUUUUCAGAUGGGACAUUUCCAUCUUGUCAGCCACACACACAAUGUCAAUCACAAAACCUUCAGCUGAUAAGAGCAGGAACUGCUUCAACUGAUGCUGAAUGUGGACCACACAGUUCACAUGGGACAGUGAUUCUGAUCAGUGUUGGAGUUUUGCUUUUUAUAUUAUUUUUUAUAAUUUCCUCUUUAGUUUGUUUUUUUUUUCUUGAUGAAGGGAAUGUGAACAGGAGGAAACAAGGGAAAUGGAAGCAGACAGACAGAGCAGGAGACGACCUGGACAUCACAUGAUCAAUCAUCGUCAUAAACACUGUCUAUAAUGUGCUGUUCACUGCAGAGUUAAUGUGCUGUACAAUCCAGUUAGAAUCCAGUUGGGUGCUGGAUCAUUGUCUUUGCAGGGAACAGAAAUAAAACAGCUGCUGUGAGACAAAGUGAAGUCGUCCUCUACAGAACUGCUGCUCUACAGUCUGGACCUUCACUGAUCUUCUCUGGUGGACAGAGACAGCUCUCAACCUGGACUUUAUCUGUCAGAAAUAAGGACAAACAGCUGGAGCUGAGGACAGUGUGUCCUUUACUGCAUCAUGAUGGGACAAAUGGUUUCCAUCAGCAGAGCAGUUGGGAAUAUUUUCUUCAUCUCUUAUUGUGUUUUGUAGAAAACAUGUCUUCACAGUGUAUUUACUUCCACUUGAGUUCAAAUAGUGUUUGACUGUUUGUGAGCUGUGAUAUGAAAUGUCAGCAGGCUCUCUGACAGUAACAGAGUUGGAUGAAAGCUGUAGCUGCCUAUUGAUGUGUGAGUGAAGGGUGUGUAAAUAGUUUUGUAUAUGAAAGAUUUUUGUCUUUACACAGAGUAAAGACAAACUGUGACAGCAGAAUCUCCACAGUGGAACAUAAGUGUUGAGAAACAGCGUCAAAUGAAACUAUAAAGUCAUCCCACAGUUAUUUGGGUUUUUUUAGUCAUUGGCAGUGAUGGUGUUCACACCUCCCUCUGGAUGUGAUAUGUUCAUCUCUCCCAUCAGUGUCUGCAGCACCUCUGAGAGGACGGAGGACUCCUGUCUCCCUUUUGUUGUGGUCUGGUUGAGUCAGAACCCUGAUGAACUCAUUGCCACAUCCUGUCAGUUAUACGGUGCAGGUUGCAGCUUUUCGUGCACAUUAAUUUCUGUAAACAUGUCCCAUAAAACAGGGAACCAGAAACUAAAUGACUUUCUUAAGGAAACAAAAGAGCGAGUAGGAGGCAGAGAGACAGCCCCUCCCUGCUGCUCGUGUAUUAAAGAGCUCUUUGUCUUUUCCAUGUAUAAGCAGAGCUUGAACCAGAGUCUGGUUCUGAACAGUCUGUUAGAAAAGUGAUGGAUUCAAAGCUCCGUGUUGUAUCGUGUUAGCGUGAUAUCAUGUUGUCGACGCUGCUCGUGUUCGGUAAGUCCCACACAGAUGCUAACCCGAUUCUGAGCUGCAUUCAUGGCUGACGCUAACGUUAGCUUAGCUUUAUGUGCUAUAUGAAGUGCAGAGCAGUCCCUGGAUGCUAACACUGUGUUUUCCUGUAGGAUGUGUCUUUGCUGUACCAGCAUUAUGUUGCCGAGCAAAGGAGUACAUCACAGGAGACGGACAAGCUUUGAAAAAUGACGCAGGUUACUGAAACACAGGAAAACUCCAACUACAGCCUGUUUGUUUCAUAUUUACUGUAAACAUUUGUAGGCGGAUGUGUAAGUUGUUCCACUGUUUACAAAUGUUUACAUUGUCCCUCAGCUUGCAUAACAAAUUAAUAAAGUGAAACCUGUGGAAGCUGUAAACAAUAAGGCGUGUGCUGUUCAAGUGCUGUCGGAAUUAUGAAACUCAGGUUUUACUGUAACUAUUCACUGAUCCUCCACCCGUGCACCUGUACAGUAUACUGACAUUUGGCAGCCAUGCUGUAUGUGACUCGUCUUCAGGAGAGAUGUGGGGACUGGAUGGAAGUCAGUAUAACAUCUUAGCUCAACCUGGACUUGAUGCAUUUAUUGAAGCACAGAGGACAACAAGCACUGUCUUUGUCUAACAAUCAACUGACUCUCGUUGCCCGUAGUUAGUUAGUAAAUAAAUAAGGACUUGAAGCUACUUUAGUUCAUAACACACACACAGAAGCAGCUCACAGUCUAGUAAUGGUUAAAAUGAUGAAACGCAGCUUUGACUGAAGUGCUGACUGCAAAUAAACCACAUGCAAACCAUGUGUUCGGCUAACGCCCUGAAAUGAAUAACACAUUCUGGUUUCAGUCUCCUACCUUGUUCUUCCAUUUGAAGUUGCUGAAGCGAGUGUGAAGAUGAUCGAGCAAGUUAUCCCGGAAGAAUGUUCAUCAGACAUGGGCGGGGGGUCGUAUCUUUCAUUUUUGUUUACAUUUUAGCUGUUAAAAAAACAACAACAACAACAAUGAAUAGAUUUGUGAAAAUAAUUGACAGAUUGUUUUUAAUGAAAAUAUUUGUUAGUUGCUGGUUAACAGCCAGUGAACAGGUUUUGAUCUGAUCCCUUGAAGAUAUCCACACAGUGAAGGACACCAUGAUCAGCUGAAUAACCCUGUAGUCUCUCUUUGUGGUACAGGGCCAUUGAUCUUGAAGUGAUAUUGACAUUACUGUUGUGUUGUCUCUCACAGGUACAGUUGUUCGAAGAGACUGUACAGAACAGUCAGGCACACAAUGCAUUCCCUGUGCAGAUGGGACUUUCAUGAACCAUCCCAAUGGCCUGAAUAAGUGUUUCCCCUGCACCUCCUGUGUCCCAGGCAGGUGCAUAACAACAUCUGAGCUACAGCCUCUCAUUCUAUUUAUUAUAAGUAGUUAAUUAGGGCUGCACUGAUCUAACGUUGUUCAGUUUACAUACUUACACAUUCCUGCAGCUCCUCCUCUACAGCGGUGAGAGAAAGUGAGUGAAACCUUUGGAAUUACCUGCAUUAUGUAUAAAUCUGCAAAUAAGGUCAGAUCUUCAUCUAAUUAAUGAACCACAUUAACACACAAAUCAUCGUCCUUACUGAAUCCAUCAUUCACACUUUCACAGUGUGCGGUGGAAAAAGUAUGUGAAACCCCUGACUAAUGACAUCAGUAAAAACUAACUGGAGUCAGGCUUUAGCAAACCUGGAGUCCAGCCAAUGAAUCCAGAUCAGAAGUGUGUGUUAGAGCCACUUUGACUUCUAAAAAUCACUCAGACAUUUUGAGUUUACUGUUCACAAGAAGCCUCUGCUGAUGUGAACCAGGCCUCACAAAAACAUCUCAGAGGAUCAACAAUUUAAGGCUUACAGAGUGAUCUCAGAGAGUUUAGAUAUUCAUCAGUCCACAGUCACAGUGUCUGUAAAUGAAGAUGAUUCAGUUCUGUGGCUGCUCCCCCAGAUAAUGUGACUCCAGAGGUAUAACACAGAGUCCUCAGUGAGAUCUAACAGAGGCUCAGAGUCACAGCAACAGCUAAAGGCUUAAAGGAAUCAUUGGAGCUGGUUAACACCUCUGUUCAUGAGUCUGUCAGACACAAACCAGGGUGCAUGGUUCAUGGAGUCCAUGACCCCACAGAGGAAGCUGCUCUGUUGCCUCUUUUUGACAGGACAGUGUAAGGGUGGCUGGAACAGGUUAUUGGACCACUUAUUAAAUCCAAGGGUUCACUUACUUUUUCUUGCCUCUGUAGCUACUUCACUGCUGCAUUUGUCCAUUUUUUGUCUCCACUCUGAGUUUUAUCCAUUUUCUUGUACAUAAAGUCACGUUUCAAAAACUUGCAUAAAAAUUUUUUUUAACUGUC
Molecule: messenger RNA, 4313 nt
Organism: Toxotes jaculatrix (banded archerfish)
Lineage: Eukaryota; Metazoa; Chordata; Actinopteri; Toxotidae
Product: tumor necrosis factor receptor superfamily member 5-like
Exons: 9
Coding region: 5-865 (286 amino acids)
Biological process (GO): immune response; defense response to Gram-positive bacterium; signal transduction
Cellular component (GO): membrane; external side of plasma membrane
Molecular function (GO): transmembrane signaling receptor activity; protein binding
Source: RefSeq, a predicted model, not a curated record